AUGAACCUCAUGAAGAGACUACUCUUAUUGGGAUUGUCAUUUACUCUGGGGAGAAAGGAGCAAAGAAAGGGAGAAACAGGAGCUCCCAGAAAGCUCUGGAAACCGUGGAAGAUCAGUGAUGAGGAGACGUGCAGAACUGUCAUCACCCUGGACAGCUGUCAAUCAGGUGACUUCCUGGGACAGUCAGAACUCAGGUAUUUGGAUGCUUCUUCUGGUGAAAAAUGUCCCGUCUACACCCAACCACUUUUUGAGUCUGAGAGAUUUUCUUCAGUACGUGUAUUCCUUGAGAACUUGUUCAUUUUUAUCCAAGAACUGGAUUUGAAAUCGGAGUGUACAGGAGGAGUGGCUGGCAUCUUCCCCCAUCCCAGCAUUUGUCUAUUUGUGCUUCCUGUGCCCGGCCCCGCGCUCCCUUGGGCCGCGUCCAGCCCGGGCCGGAGAGCAGCCCGAGGUCCGCGGAGCCCGGGACCCACCCGUGGGCGGACGGACGGACGGACGGACGGACAGACAGACAGCCCCUCGGGCGGACAGACGGACAGACAGACAGCCCCUCGGCCGGCCGGACGAUGGAGCGUCCGGAGGGGGCUGCCGACCCGGGCAGCGGGCGGGAGAGGGACGGCUGACCCCCAGCCCCGCCCGCGGGCACCCCGGGACCCGGAGGGACGGAGACGGCAGCGGCACCGUGAGCGGGCGGACACGGGCCGGGCCGGGCCGGACACACCACGGGCCGGACCGGGCCCGACCGCCGGGACCAUGGGCUCCCAGGGCUCGGCUCCCGGGCUGCGCAACGCCUCCAUCAGCCUGCUGCUCGGAGCCCUGAUGGGCCAAGUAAUCGAGGGCCGAGGAGUCAUGGACACUUUACAGAGAUUUUCGUCACUACCAACAUAUCUACCUGUGAGCUAUCACAUCCUUAGUGCUGAGACUUCAUUCUUUCUUAAAGAAGCCAACCAGGAUUUUAUGAGGAACUCCAGUUUGCAAUCCAGAGUUGAGUCAUUCUUUACCUAUAAAACCAAGAGUCCCCCCGUGUUGAACACUAGCUACGGACCAUUUUCGGUUGAACAAAUUGUGCCUCCUGACCUGAUGCCGUCUUCCGUUUUUUUUGGCUCUACCAAUAAAUUUACCUUUAACUGGAAGUUGAAGGCCUACAUCCUGAGUGAGAAAAUAUACCCGAACAGGCCCAAAGUCCAGAUCUUGUUCUACAUCGCGGGCAGGGAUUGGGACGACUACAGCACCGCAGAAAGACUGCCUUGCCUGAGGGUGUUCGCUUUUCGGGAGACCCGGGAGGUGAGAGGCAGCUGCAGGCUGGCCGGGGACCUCGGCCUGUGCGUCGCGGAGCUGGAGCUCCUGUCCGGCUGGUUCAACCCCCCGAUGGUCGUCACCGGGCGGAAAAAGGCCCCGGACCAAUCGGAAGGGAAUUCCGUGGAACUUUACUACACCAUCCAACCGGGAGAUGAGAAGGGAGAGUGCACCACUGAGGAUGGAAGGAAGGGCAAUGCAAUCCGUCCCGGGAAGGAAGGUCUGGGGGAAACUACAUCCCACUUGCAAAGGAUUGGCACCGUUGUCCUUUAUCAGACCCCGGAGUCUUCACAACUCAUCGAGCUCCGAAUGGAUGGCGACGUGGUUAUCUGGCUGCCAUCGAAGCCUGUCAAGCAAGGAGAGGUGGUUACUGCAUAUGUGACCAUUGCCCACAACUCCACCACUGAUCUGUUCAUCCUGAGCCACACUGCUUUUCUGAAGGCUGGGCUGCAAGAGGCCGGAGCGGAUGCUGAGAGGGUCUCCCGGGCUGCCAUCCAGCCUGAUAAUUGCUACCUGGAAUGGUCUCCAAAUCGGUGCUCAUGGAAUACAGCAACCCAGAUAGGGAUGGCUUCAAUUAUCUGUGCUAAGAUCGUUCAAAGGGGUCAUGCUUAUUUGGUGGCAAAUAAUACCUUCGAAAGACCAGGUGUGACUGAACCCCCUGAGAAAGCGAAGGCCAUGACAGUCUGA
Messenger RNA from Tachyglossus aculeatus (Australian echidna), 1980 nucleotides. RefSeq lists its product as uncharacterized. The transcript is spliced from 7 exons. NCBI's taxonomy places the organism in Eukaryota, Metazoa, Chordata, Mammalia, Monotremata, Tachyglossidae. Bases 1 to 1980 code for a protein of 659 amino acids. The record is from RefSeq and is a predicted model, not a curated record.